Aureococcus anophagefferens is the source of this 3377-nucleotide messenger RNA. RefSeq lists its product as hypothetical. The record is from RefSeq and is a predicted model, not a curated record. Gene Ontology annotation, molecular function: metal ion binding; protein binding; alpha,alpha-trehalase activity. The transcript has 4 exons. Bases 1 to 3363 code for a protein of 1120 amino acids. Gene Ontology annotation, cellular component: COP9 signalosome. Gene Ontology annotation, biological process: trehalose catabolic process; protein deneddylation. NCBI's taxonomy places the organism in Eukaryota, Pelagophyceae, Pelagomonadales, Pelagomonadaceae.
AUGAGCGCCCUCGAGUCGAGCCAGGAGGAGGACCUGGGCGCGAUGGCCGCCGCGGCGGCGCGGGCGAACCUCGUCUUCUGCAGCAGCUCGCCGGUGCUCAUCGCGGCGCAGACGCACCAUCUGUACGACGACUGCAAGACCUUCGUGGACUCGCCCAUGCGCGUCGACCCGGAGGAGAUCCUGGAGAAGUUCAAGGCCGUCGACGCGGCCGACGAGGCCGCCGUGCGGUCCUUCGUCGUGAAGCAUUUUGAUUUGCCGUCGGGCGAGCUCGCGACGGCGGGACCGCCGGGCGGCUGGACCGCGGCGCCGGCCGUGCUCGGCGAGCUCGGCGACGCGCGGGACGUCGCCUGGGCGCGGGCGCUCAACGAUCUGUGGCGCCAGCUCGCGCGCAAGGCGGCGCCCGGCGCGGACCGCUGCCGGUCGUCGCUGCUCGCGCCCCGGCGGCCGUUCGUCGCGCCCGGCGGGCGCUUCCGCGAGCCCUACUACUGGGACAGCUACUGGAUCGUCGAGGGGCUGCUGGUCUGCGACUGCUACGGCGCCGCGAAGGACAUGAUCCUGAAUUUGCUCGACUACGUCGAGGCCUUUGGCUUCGUGCCGAACGGCGGCCGGACGUACUACCUCAACCGGUCGCAGCCGCCGCUCCUCUCGGACAUGGUGCGCGCGUACCUCGACGCGGCGCUCGAGGCCGACGACGCCGACCGCGCCGCGGCGGCCCUGGCCCUCGCGGAGCGGGCGACGCCGCUGCUGGUGACGGAGCACGACUGGUGGACGCGGAACAAGAACGUGCAGGUGACCGUCAACGGCGCGACCUACACCCUGCUCUGCUACCGCACGGCGGCGACCCUGCCCCGCGCCGAGAGCUACCGGGAGGACCUCGCGACGGCGGCGCGCGCGCCCGAGGCGCGGCGCGCGGCCGUCUACGGCGACCUCGCCGCGGCCGCGGAGAGCGGCUGGGACUUCUCGUCCCGGUGGCUCGGCGAGCCGGACCGGCUCGAGACCAUCGAGACGUCGCGGGUCGUGCCCGCGGACCUCAACGCCAUCUUCGUGCGCUUCGAGCGGAACCUCGCGGCGCUCCACCGCUUCGUCGACGCCGCGCGGCGCGACGGGAAGGCGCCGCUGCGGGUCGCGUGGGCCCGCGCCAAGGAGGACGCCAUGGAGCCGCCGGGCGAGCGCUUCGUGCCCGGCGCGCGCUUCGCGCGCCUCGCGAGCGCGCGCGCCGAGGCCAUCGACGCGUGCCUCCGCGACGGCGCCGCGUGGCGCGACGGCGCGCUCGGCGCCGGCGGCGCGCUGUCGCCCCUGAGGGACCGGGGGCCCGCGCUGAGCGACUACUUCCCGCUCUGGGCCGGCGUCGCCGACGACUGGAAGCUGCGGGACCAGGUCCAGCUCGUGUCGAGCCUCGUGACGUCGGGCCUGCUCUCCGACGGCGGCGCGGCGACGACGGCGCUGAACACGGGCGAGCAGUGGGACGCGCCGAACGCGUGGCCGCCGCUCCAGUUCGUGCUCGACGCGGGCCUGCGGCGCCUCGAGAGCCUGCCGUCCGCGGGGCGCCUCGCGGACGACCUCCGGGACCGGUGGCUCGACGCGAACCGCGAGGCCUACGAGCGGACGGGCUUCAUGCACGAGAAGCUCGACGCGCUCCGGCCGGGCGCCGUCGGCGGCGGCGGCGAGUACGACCCCCAGCUCGGCUUCGGCUGGUCCAACGGCGUCGCGCUCUGCUUCCUCCGCGCGCGCGCGCGCGACGCGGCGCGGCCCAAGACGCCGCGCGCGCGGCCCGCGUCCGCGCGCGCGCGGCCGGGCUCCGCGCGGCGGCCGCCGUCCGCGCGCUUCGGCGCGGGCGCGCGCGCGUCGACGGCGCGGUUCGGCGAGUCCACCAUCUGUCCUCUAGGCGAGCGCGACGACCGGCCGCGCGACGACGACCGCGGCUACGCCAACGGCGGCGGCUACGACGACCGCGGCGGCGGCGGCGGCGGCGGCAAGUCGCGGGGCACGGCGCUGCGGUGGAACGAGCGCGGCUUCGGCUUCAUCAGACGGCAACGCCCUCCGGGAAGGCUCCUCCGUCGAGUCACGGGAGGCGUCACGGAGGAGAACGGCGGCGGCGGCGGCUACGGCGGCGGCGGCGGCUACGGCGGCGGCGGCGGCGGCCCCUCCCGCGGCAUCUGCUUCGACUUCCAGAAGGGCCGCUGCGACCGCGGCUCCUCGUGCCGCUUCAGCCACGACCUCGACGGCGGCGGCGGCGGCGGCGGCGGCUACGGCGGCGGCGGCGGCUACGGCGGCGAUCGCGGCGGCGGCUACGGCGGCGGCGGCGGCGGCUACGACGGCGGCGGCUACGGCGGCGGCGGCGGCGGCUACCGCGACGACCGCGGCGGCGGCGGCUACGGCGGCGGCGGCGGCGGCUACGGCGGCGGCGGCGGCGGCUACCGCGACGACCGCGGCGGCGGCGGCUACGGCGGCGGCGGCGGCGGCUACGACGACCGCGAUCGCGGCUACGGCGGCGGCGGCGGCCGCGCCGCCACGCAGCGCCACGUGGGCCUCCACCCUUUGGCCAUCGUCGGCGUCAGCGACCACUUCACGCGCGUCAAGCUCGGCGGCGCGCGCGUCGCGCCGGACUCGCCCGUCCUGGGCCUGCUCUUCGGCAAGCAGGUCGGCCUCGACGUCGCGGUCUUCGACGCCAUCGAGCUGUCCAUGGCCGACGGGAAGCUCGACCACGACUUCCUGAAGAAGCAGGCCGAGCUCUUCACGGACGUCUACGCGGACCGCGAGCUCCUGGGCUGGUACUGCCUCGCGAAGUCCGCGACGCCCGCGCACCUCGACCUCCACCGCGAGUUCCUCGCGUACAACGAGAGCCCGCUGUGCCUCAUGAUGGACCCGGAGCCGAGCGCCGAGUCCAAGGACCUGCCCAUCACCAUCCUCGAGGCCGAGGUCCAGGUCGUCGACGACGUGCCCACGAUGCUCUUCGCGACGCUCCCCUUUACGCUCGAGACGCUCCAGGCCGAGCGCAUCUCCAUGGAGAUCGUCGCCAAGACGGCGCCGACGGACGGCGAAUCGGCUUUAGACACGCACGUCGAGGCCGUGGACACGUCCCUGCGGACGCUCGGCUCCCGCGUCGCGGUGCUGGUGGACUACCUCCGCGCCGUCGCCGGCGGCAAGGCCGAGCCCGACUUCGCGCUCCUGCGCCAGGUCUCGGGGCUCUGCGACACGCUCCCGACGGGCGGCGCGCCGGACCAGACGCGGGACCUCAUGCGCGACUACAACGACGCGCUCAUGGUCUCCUACCUCGCGUCCGUCACCAAGAACGCGAACGCCGUCAACGACCUCUCGGAGAAGUUCAUGCUCAUCAACGCGCGCGGCGCGAAGCUCGUCUAAGCGCCUAUUUCCCC